UUUCGCAUUUUGUUGUUUGUUUGAGUUUGUCUGAGCGUCGAUCGUCGUGCGGAUCCCGUCGCACCGUAUCCCGCCGUAAUUUACGCGAAUCGAAUGAAUCCGGUCCGAUGUUAAUAAUAUUAUGAAUAAAAUCGCCGCGACUAUUCAGUAUCCCGAUCGUUUUUCGGCUAAAUUUGUUGGACUUUACUGUGGAUUAUUGUUAUUGGUUGUUGUUGGUAGUGGCGACCGUAGGAUUUGCUACAGGUGGUUCGACGACAGUUUCAGGCAAUCACCCAGGAGCCCCAUCACCUCCAAAGAACUCAGGCAGGCGUAGCCCCCAUCUCCGGCCUCAGUUCCAUUGACUAUUAUUAGACUCUGUUAGUGAGAGAAAAGUAACCGUAUACCGAUACCUGAUAAAACAAAACAAGAAGCAUUCUGUGAUUUUUUUUGCUUAGCUUAUAAAGUAGACUUACAGUGAUAUUAAACCUUAGUUAACGAACAUGCACAAUUUAAACGUGAACUUGGCGGUUACCGCCGCCUCGGCCGCCAGCACCUUAUUGGUCGAGAGCGGGGGAACCACCCCGAGAACCCCGGAGAUCUUAAACUCGCUGAUCGCGAUGACGAACCCUUUGGACAACUAUCAAUUCGGCGAUGACGCGCCUAAGAUCGUUAGCGACGUACCGGCGGCCGCUAGUAACACCAGUACUAGUAGCGAUAGUAAUAGCUCCAGUAGUAGUCAGGUGGAGUCUCCAGUAGGGAACAACCCUCCGUCCGUGCAGCACACCUGCUCGCAACUGAUCAAGGCUGGACUCAAACUCACCAUCGAGCAGAAACGGAAGCAGAACGUCCAUCAGCAGGCGGGUAGUGACGGCGAUGACUUCCUCGACCUCGACACCGUUAGCAGGAAGAGGUUUAAGAGGAACAUCGAGUGUAGCGAGAGUGAGGAGGACAAGAUCAAGCGGGAACCAAGCGGAUUGACGCCCGAAGACGAAGAACGACGCCGACGCCGACGUGAACGAAACAAAAUCGCGGCGACCAAGUGUCGCCUGAAGAAACGCGAACGCACCGCCAACCUGAUCCACGAGUCGGAAACGUUGGAAACUCAAAAUGUCGACCUGAAGAAUCAACUACAGGAGCUGAAGAACCAAGAGAGGAUGUUGAUGGACGUACUGUCCUCGCACAGGCCUCAAUGUCAACACAACAUAGGGCCGGCGACAAAAGAGAGCCUUUACAAGCUACCACCUGUAUCCUCAGUGAUGGAGCAGCACUCUUAUAGUAGGCCUUCUUCGGUGAAUCCCCUCUAUAGGAAUCAAAACCCAGAGAUUUAUACACGACCCAACCAAAUCACCGUAUCCAGCCACCAACUGACUUACACCAGAUCGACCUUAAACUUCAGCAAACCGCCCAGCAUAGUCGUGGAGGAAAUGGAGGACUACGACAGUCAGCAGUUCAUCAACCUGGACAGCAUAAACCCUUACUACGCCUCCUCGCCCUGUAAUUAUACCGGGGGGGCGAGUCAGGGUUACGGUAACAGUCAGGGGAUGGAUAACGGGUGUAUGGCGUAGUCGGUACGGAAAUAUUGCACACAAGUCGGCAACUGUUUUUUUUUUUUUGGUUUUAAGUAGAGAGGAGAGAAUUGACAUGCUUAAAGAAUUUCUAGCAUGGUGACUCUCUGUUUUAACCCAGUUUUCUUUCCUCGCUGACAUAUUAAAUAGGGUGAGGGAGUGGUGAUAUUUUUCCAAUCUUCGUGUCUCCUUUGUCAAUUUUACGCUCCAAAGCAACUAGAAAUCCCAAUAUUGAUAUCUUCCUUAAAAAUUCUUUUAUUUUUAAUAUAGUAAGAGCUAAUUUUAGUAUUUUAAGUGUUCAUAUAAAUAUAGAUAUAUCAAGGUUAGAUUUUUAAUGGUAGGUUAGUAUUUAUAGCGUAGGUUUUGAUCCUUAUUAGGGAUAAGGAGUAAGUUUACUUCCAAAUUCUUUUUUACAUUGUAAGUUGCUAUCGCUGGCCUAUUACGUAUUUUAUUUAUUCAUGAAAUUGUAAAAGCAGUUUUCUGACUAUUAAGUGCAAAAAGGACACUCCAGUUUCGUCCCUAAGUGACAUGCAGUUUAAUAUUUAAAAAAAAACGUGGGUUAAAAUGGCCAAUUUUUAACAGACUGUAAAAUACCAAGAUGUUACUACAUUGCAUCUUUCUCGCUACCAACGUCAAGGCAUUCUGUGAUUAGUCCUUGCUACUAUAUUAGUCCAGGAGUACAUGGAAGGUAACGUAUUCGGUAAAAACCACUAUUUGCACUUUUGCUCUUGCACUAUGCCUAAGUUAAAUAAGCUGAAAAACACUUUUUAUAUCAUAGGACCCUGGACUAAAAAUAUAUUGGUACUGUGUUUCUCUCUGCCUCCCAACGUCAAGGCGUUCUGUGAUAAGUUCGUCUUUGUUGGUUGCCAUAUUAGUCCAGGCGUAUAUGAGAGGAAACGUAUUCGUUGGAAACCACUAUUAUUUUACACUUUUACUGUCACAUUAUGCCUAAAUAAGAUAAACUGAAAAACAAUUUUUUUUUAUAUCACAGACCCUCGGGCUAUAAAACAUGUUGGUACUGUGCAUCUCUUUCCCCUCCCAACGUCAAGGCAUUCUGUGAUAAGUUUGUCUUUGGAUAAUUUUGAUAGUCCAGGCGUAUUGUGAAUAAAUGAUUUUAUUUAUCAAUUGAAAAUUAUCAUUUGAACUCUUACGCCCACACUAUAAUUAAAUUAGAAAAAUAAGCUGAAAACACGUUUUUUCAUAUCACAGACCCCUGGACUAUAAAAUAUGUUGAUGUAUGUUUCUCCCUCCCAAUGUCAAG
Molecule: messenger RNA, 2805 nt
Organism: Anthonomus grandis grandis
Lineage: Eukaryota; Metazoa; Arthropoda; Insecta; Coleoptera; Curculionidae
Gene: Atf3
Product: activating transcription factor 3
Exons: 6
Coding region: 480-1544 (354 amino acids)
Biological process (GO): regulation of transcription by RNA polymerase II
Cellular component (GO): nucleus
Molecular function (GO): DNA-binding transcription factor activity, RNA polymerase II-specific; RNA polymerase II cis-regulatory region sequence-specific DNA binding
Source: RefSeq, a predicted model, not a curated record